This is a messenger RNA of Impatiens glandulifera, 1757 nucleotides long. Its product is annotated as probable receptor-like serine/threonine-protein kinase At4g34500. Gene Ontology annotation, molecular function: ATP binding; protein kinase activity. Lineage: Eukaryota; Viridiplantae; Streptophyta; Magnoliopsida; Ericales; Balsaminaceae. The coding region runs from base 108 to 1535 and encodes 475 amino acids. The transcript has 7 exons. Gene Ontology annotation, biological process: protein phosphorylation. The record is from RefSeq and is a predicted model, not a curated record.
CUUUAGCUUUCUUCUUCUUCUUCAUCAUCCCGUUAUAAUGCUAACAGCUAUAUUCUCACCAUUCUUCUUCUUCUUCUUCUUCUGAUCAUCAAAUCAGAAACAAAACAAUGGCGAUUUCAUUCUUCAAUCGUUUAAACACUCCGAUCUUUGGAAUCAAACUCUAUAUUCUAGCCGGCGUUUUCUUCAUAUUCGCGAUUGUGAUUUCUGUUCUAACCUAUCUAUGUCUCUGUUCAUCUUCAAAGAGAAUGCGGUAUCGGAAACGCGUAAACGCGGAUACCCAUCAAAAGAUGCAUCAAAAGGUGGAGUCUUUGCCUAUUGUGGGUAAAGAGAGUAUAGAUCGUAUGGAUGAUUCUAGGGUUGAGGUAAUUGGAAAGUUUCGGUUAGGUCAAGAGCUUGGGAUUGAGAUUGAAGGUAAGGAGAAGAAGAAGAAUGAAUCGAGUUAUUCAGGUAGUAAUAAGUCUGUUGGUAGUCAAAGUGAGGUUUCUAUAUAUUCCGGCGACGGCGGCGGCGGCGGAGGAGGAGGAGUUAAUAAUGUGGGUUGGGGAAGGUGGUAUAGUUUUAAGGAGUUGGAAAUGGCGACUAAUUUCUUUUGUCAAAAUCAUGUUGUUGGUGAAGGAGGUUAUGGUAUUGUUUAUAAAGGGAUUUUACAAGAUGGCUCUGUUAUUGCUGUUAAAGAUCUUCUUAAUAACAAGGGUCAAGCUGAGAAAGAAUUUAAGGUGGAAGUUGAAGCAAUUGGUAAAGUAAGGCAUAAGAACUUGGUGGGUCUUUUAGGGUUUUGUGCAGAAGGUGCUCAAAGGCUACUUGUGUAUGAGUAUGUGGAUAAUGGGAACUUGGAACAAUGGUUACAUGGUGAUCUUGGACCGGUUAGCCUUCUAACAUGGGAGACUCGAAUGAAUAUCGCUAUUGGAACUGCUAAAGGGCUGGCUUACUUGCACGAAGGGUUAGAACCUAAAGUGGUCCAUCGCGAUGUAAAAUCGAGUAACAUACUCCUCGACAGUAAAUGGAACGCUAAAGUAUCUGAUUUUGGUCUGGCUAAGUUAUUGGGACCCGAGAAAAGCUAUGUAACCACUCGAGUUAUGGGAACAUUCGGAUAUGUUUCUCCCGAGUAUGCAAGCACGGGAAUGCUGAACGAGGGAAGUGAUGUUUACAGUUUCGGGGUUCUCCUCAUGGAAAUUAUAACCGGAAGGUGUCCUGUUGAUUACACAAGACCACAAGGAGAAAUGAACUUGGUUGAGUGGUUUAGAGGAAUGGUGGCAAGUCAUAGAGGUGAAGAGGCUGUUGAUAACCGAAUCAAAGUUCAGCCUCCAGCUAGGGCUUUGAAACGAUUAUUGUUAAUUUGUCUUCGAUGCACUGAUAUGGAUGCGAGUAAGCGACCGAAGAUGGGCCAAAUUGUACACAUGUUGGAGGCCGAUGAGUUUCCUUUUCGAUCUGAAGCUCGGAAAAUGCGUGAGACGGCUGCACGUCACCCUCGUGUGGAAUUGAGCGAGAAAUGUGGAUUUAAAGAUGGAGAUGUUCGUGGUUCUAUCGAGAGAUGAUAUUUAUUGGUAACAUCUUAUUACGGUUUACAUGGUUGUGAAAAGAAUUGCAAUUGAUAGUUUCAAAACAAUUGAAUUGACUAUGUUAUUUUAAGUUAGUUUAUUCUCUAAAACUUUUGCAAGAUUAUGUAAAUAUAAUAUAUGGUCAUAGUAACAUUUUAUCUUCAAGAAAUUCAUCAUUGAGAUUAUUAGUUGUGGCAAUGAAAUGCUAAUGUUUUUCUA